Messenger RNA from Anoplopoma fimbria (sablefish), 2119 nucleotides. RefSeq names its product UBX domain protein 6 (gene ubxn6). The record is from RefSeq and is a predicted model, not a curated record. Gene Ontology annotation, molecular function: protein binding. Gene Ontology annotation, cellular component: cytoplasm. Lineage: Eukaryota; Metazoa; Chordata; Actinopteri; Perciformes; Anoplopomatidae.
CCAUCAGCUGACACGCUGUUGUUUUGGUCCUCCUCCCAGCUGAAAUCCAACAUUAGCUAGUUUUUUUUGUUGAUGCUGUGACAGCUAACGGAAAUGAAGAAGUUUUUGGACAACAUUAAGAAAGACAUUCAGUUUAAAUCUGCGGGACCUGGGAAGAAACUAACAGAAGAUACCAGUGCCAAACCCGAUAUGAUGCAGAGCAGCUCCAGGGCCAAACAUAAUCGCCAUGCUCCCAGCGAAGGAUCCCAGAUGGCUGGAGCAGCAGCCCUGGCCAGGAUAGAGCAGCAACCCCGGCCAAAGGUCCACACCUCUCAGGACGCCAUCAGGAACCAGGUUAAAAGAGAACUGGAGGCGGCUGCACUGGCAGAUAAAGAAAAGGCAGACGCAGCAGAGGGAUCCAAAGUGCUAGUGAAAGAUCUCUGUUUGUCAGUGUCAGGUGUGUAUUUCACCUGUCCGCUAACGGGAGCAACUUUAACUAAGAGUGAGAGGGAAGUGCACAUUAAAGAGGCCAUUUUAAUGCGGUUUGAGGAGGAUACGGUUGAGGCCUCUGUUAUGAUGGUCCACACAUUUAACAAAGACAGAGAGAAAGUGAAGGCUGCUGUGGACAUCAUAAGCAAGUAUAUUGAGAAUAUAUGUAAGAAUCCCACAGAGGAGAAAUACAGGAAGAUUAAACUCAGCAACAAGGUUUACCAGGAGAAAGUUCGUUGUGUGGAGGGCAGUAGAGAGUUCCUGGGGGCCGUGGGCUUCACAAGCAUUAUGCUUCCUGUAGACGGUCAAGAGGAGGACGAGGAGUUCCUGGUCUUACUGGAGCACAGUCCCGAUGCCCUGGAGCUGAUGAAGGAGAGGAGGGACCGCCUGCAGAGAGGAGAGCCGGUCAGAGCUCAGCUGGACAGACAGCCUCAGGCGUUCAGGUCCUCUCCCAACGCUCAGCGCUUUGAGCUGCCUCCAGAGUUCUACAACCUGACAGCGGAGGAGCUCAAGAAGGAGCAGCAGCAGAGGAGUGAGUUGGUGGAGAAGACCGCCAUGCUGCGAACUAAAGCCAUGAGGGAGAAAGAGGAGCAGAGGGAGAGAAGGAAAUACAACUACACUCUGCUCAGGAUCAGACUGCCGGAUGGAAGCCUGCUGCAAGGGACCUUCUACGCCUGGGACCGGCUGCCUGUGCUGUUUGCGUUUGUCCGGGAGUCCCUGGUGGACGGCUGGCAGCCCUUUGAGCUCAUCGCUCCGGGAAGUCAGAAGCUGAAAGAGACUGAAGAAGUCGCUCUCGCAGAGUGUAACCUGGUCCCUGCAGCUCUGCUCACAUUUUCCUGGGAUGCGGCCGUGCAGGCGGAUAUCGCAGCCGUGGGUGGGAAGAGCCCCGCCCUCCUCAAACCGGAGCUGCUGGAAUACAUUCGGACCCUGAGCUGAGCAGAUGCUGUCCCUGAACUCCCCUUCCAUCCACCCCCGGCCUUCUGGCACCACUGGGGUGGAUUUGCCCCCCCUCCCCCCCCUAACAAAUGACUAGAGAUACGUUUAUUUUUUACAAAUGCUAACUUCAGUCAGUAACAGUGAUAGUUUAGGGGCAACUUCACCCUGAUGCGCUUGUUUUGCUGAGCAUACCGCUCUCUCUCCUCGUGGGGUUAAUGUCACUCCACAGCAGCACAUUGUGCUGCAGGAGUCGCUGUAACAGAUGGAGGGAGAGAGAAAGUCCUCUGUGCUCCAACCAACAAUCUACCAGUCAGGUACACGUCAUGUGGCAUGUUGAGACUUUGUGUUAAAUUGUCGACUCUUCCUCCUUGUUUGUAGUAAACGGCCCAUCUUGAUUACACAACAGCUGGAUUAACAGUGUGGCUGUACAGCCAUGUAGAAGGAGACUCGGAGGGUAGUGAAGUAAAUGUGGUCAGAUACCGUUGUGGAUUUGUAUUCUGUGUCGGCACCGAGCUUUUUUCAUUUUAAAAGCUGCUGGGUGUCCGCGCGCUGGCUUUGACUUGAAAUGCUAUUUGUUUUGUUUGGCGGUGCUCGAGUUUAAACAGUGUUUUUUGUCCAUUAACAGAUGUGUUCUUUUGUGAUACGAGUCUGGCUUUUCCCAUUUUGUCCUCUGCUCUGCAGUGUUCUAGCACUCCUUCUCUGGUAAAAAAAACAA